AUGAAACUUAUAGUUUGCAAUGAACUUCAAAGUAUAGAUACAACAAAAGUUUUGAACUCAGAUGCUUUGAAGAGUCUUAUAACAGACAAAGUUGGAGUUGUUGAAAGAAAGUAUAAAGACCAAAGAGUUUGUGAAAAUGUUGCAAAUUUCAUUAUGGUUUCAAACAAUGUUGUUCCGAUGAAGUUAGAAAGUUCUGACAGAAGAUAUGUAGUUGUCAGAACGUCAGAUUCUCAUAUGCAAGAUACAGAAUAUUUUGACGACUUAGCAGAAACUUUGACACCUAACUUUUACAACCACUUGUUCUCAUAUUUUAUGACAUUAGAUAUUUCUAAGUUCAAUCCAAGACAAAUUCCACAUACCGAAGAAAGACAAACAUUGUUAGAAGCAAACAAGAGUGUAUAUGAACUGUUUAUAGAUGAGACUAACUUUGAGUGUUUAGAUGAAAGGUCAUUGUACGAUGAAUAUAAACAAUAUUGUCAAGAGUAUGGUUAUAUGGCAGCGUCUAAACGAACAUUCUUGGCAAAUGUCAAAAAUCUUUUAGACAUACAGAACGGCGUAUAUACAAAGAAAAAUUUUUCUGAGUAA
Molecule: messenger RNA, 585 nt
Organism: Trichomonas vaginalis G3
Lineage: Eukaryota; Parabasalia; Trichomonadida; Trichomonadidae
Exons: 1
Coding region: 1-585 (194 amino acids)
Source: RefSeq, a predicted model, not a curated record